GGCGGUGGCGCUCGCGGAAGAGGUUCGCUGGCUGAUGGUGGCUGAGGACUGGCUAGCUGUGUAGUGUGGCCCGGGCCGGGAGGCCCUGAGCGGAUUCACAAUGACAUCCUUUCAAGAAGUCCCAUUGCAGACUUCCAACUUUGCCCAUGUCAUCUUUCAAAAUGUGGCUAAAAGUUAUCUUCCUAAUGCACACCUGGAGUGUCAUUACACCUUAACUCCAUAUAUCCAUCCACAUCCUAAAGACUGGGUCGGGAUAUUCAAGGUUGGAUGGAGUACUGCUCGUGAUUAUUACACAUUUUUAUGGUCUCCUAUGCCUGAACAUUAUGUAGAAGGAUCAACAGUCAAUUGUGUACUAGCAUUUCAAGGAUAUUACCUUCCAAAUGAUGAUGGGGAAUUUUAUCAGUUCUGCUAUGUCACCCAUAAGGGUGAAAUUCGUGGAGCAAGUACCCCUUUCCAGCUCCGAGCUGCGUCUCCUGUUGAAGAGUUGCUUACUAUGGAAGAUGAAGGAAAUUCUGAUAUGUUGGUGGUGACCACAAAAGCUGGUCUUCUUGAACUGAAAAUUGAGAAAACCCUGAAAGAAAAAGAAGAAUUGUUAAAGUUAAUUGCUGUUCUCGAGAAAGAAACGGCACAACUUCGAGAACAAGUUGGAAGAAUGGAAGGAGAACUUAACCAUGAGAAAGAAAGAUGUGAGCAACUGCAAGCUGAGCAAAAGGGCCUUCUUGAAGUAUCACAGAAUUUGAAAAUGGAAAAUGAAGAGUUCAGGAAGAGAUACAGUGAUGCUACAUCUAAAGCUCUACAGCUUGAAGAAGAUAUUGUGUCAGUGACACAUAAAGCAAUUGAAAAAGAAACUGAAUUAGACAGUUUAAAGGAUAAGCUCAGGAAGGCACAACAUGAAAGAGAACAACUUGAAUGUCAGUUGAAGACCGAAAAGGAUGAGAAGGAACUUUAUAAGGUGCAUUUGAAGAAUACAGAAAUAGAAAAUACCAAGCUUAUGUCAGAGGUCCAGACUUUAAAGAAUUUAGAUGGAAACAAAGAAAGCAUGAUUACUCAUUUGAAAGAUGAGAUUGGCAGACUGCAAUUGUGCUUAACUGAAAAAGAAAAUCUACAAAGGGCUUUCUUGCUUACAAACUCAAAAGAAGAUCCAUCAUUUUUAAAGGAGCAACUUCGUAAAGCAGAGGAACAGGUUCAGGCAACUCAGCAAGAAGUUAUCUUUCUGGCUAAAGAACUCAGUGAUGCUGUAAAUGUUCGAGAUAAAACAAUGACAGAUUUAUAUACUGCACGCUUGGAAAAUGAGAAAGUGAAAAAGCAGUUAGCUGAUGCACUGGCAGAGCUUAAAUUAAAUGCUGUGAAAAAAGAUCAGACAAACUUUCAGACCAGUCAGCAAAUACUCACAGUGUCUUCACCAAAAGAAUUGGGAAUCAGCAGAAAGUGAAUGAUGCUUCAAUAACCACAGACCCAGCUGCUUGUGCUUCUACCAUGGAUACAAAGCCACCAGUGUCUUCUGCAGAAACAGAUUUUGACAUGUUCUCAAAGGAUCAAUUCUGUGAAAUGACCAAAGAAAUUGCUGACAAAACAGAAAAGUAUAAUAAAUGUAAACAACUCUUGCAGGAUGAGAAAACCAAAUGUAAUAAAUAUGCUGAUGAACUUGCAAAAAUGGAGCUGAAAUGGAAAGAACAAGUGAAAAUUGCUGAAAAUAUAAAACUUGAACUAGCUGAAGUAGAGGACAAUUACAAACUACAAUUGGCAGAGAAAGACAAAGAAAUAAAUGGUCUAGCUUCACAUUUGGAAAACAUCUCCAGAGAGAAGGAACUUAAAAGUUUAGAAAAUCCAAAAGGAAGGAAGAUGGAUGGUCAGACCCCCCAGCAGGUCUCACGAUGUCUCAACACAUGCUCAGAGCCAAAUGGACUUGUCCCAACACUGCCAAAUGCACAGCCAGUUCUGCAGUAUGGCAACCCUUAUGCAGCACAGGAAACAAGAGAUGGAGCAGAUGGUGCUUUUUAUCCAGAUGAAAUCCAAAGGCCACCUGUGCGAGUCCCCUCUUGGGAAGACAAUGUUGUCUGCAGCCAGCCUGCUCGAAACCUUAGUCGGCCUGAUGGUUUAGAAGACCCUGAGGACAGCAAAGAAGAUGAGAAUGUGCCCAUUGCCUCUGAUCCAGCAAAUCAGCAUUUACGUGGUCAUGGAGCAGGCUUUUGCUUUGAUUCCAGCUUUGAUGUUCACAAGAAGUGUCCCCUGUGUGAAUUAAUGUUCCCUCCCAACUAUGAUCAGAGCAAAUUUGAGGAACAUGUUGAAAGCCACUGGAAGGUGUGCCCAAUGUGCAGUGAGCAGUUUCCUCCUGACUACAAUCAGCAGGGGUUUGAAAGGCAUGUUCAGACCCAUUUUGAUCAGAAUGUUCUAAACUUUGACUAGCUUUUAUUAUGAGUUAGUACAAUUUAGAAGUUUAAAGAAAUCACCUCAAAUAGACCACUAAGGAUAAGGAAGACUACAAAGUAUCACUUUCAUGCACCCUUUUCUGCACUUUUCUGAUCAAGAGCUUCUUUGAGUUUGGUAUUAUUAGGGCCAGGGUCCAUCUUUGACUUAUCAAUAAAUACAGUUUUAAUUUUGUUAAUCUUACUUGAUUUAAGAAAAGCUCUUAUAUGUUUAUAUCUUUAUUUAUUCCCCAGUUAGAAAAAUGAAAAAAGACACAGAAUUAUUUUAAUGUUACUAAACUGAAAAAAAAUCUAUCUGUAAUAGUGUUCUAGAUUACCUAGUAGAAUGUUUACAAGUUUCUGUUGACUUUGUUGAUUGAGCAUGAUUACUAAAUAUUAUGUAAUAAAACGCAUUGAUCAUAACA
Nannospalax galili (Upper Galilee mountains blind mole rat) is the source of this 2830-nucleotide messenger RNA. RefSeq names its product Tax1 binding protein 1 (gene Tax1bp1). Lineage: Eukaryota; Metazoa; Chordata; Mammalia; Rodentia; Spalacidae. Gene Ontology annotation, biological process: negative regulation of apoptotic process. The record is from RefSeq and is a predicted model, not a curated record.